Phoenix dactylifera (date palm) is the source of this 3520-nucleotide messenger RNA. Its product is annotated as protein LYK5. The record is from RefSeq and is a predicted model, not a curated record. Gene Ontology annotation, molecular function: protein kinase activity; ATP binding. Lineage: Eukaryota; Viridiplantae; Streptophyta; Magnoliopsida; Arecales; Arecaceae. Gene Ontology annotation, biological process: protein phosphorylation.
AUUCAAACAUAUAUUUGAUAUAAAUUGUUUUCUCCACUUAUUUUCUAUAUUUAGUUCUCCAACUAAAUAUCAAAAUAUCUCUAUUUCAUGGCAUUGAUUUAUCCCUGUACAAGGUAUGCUUUUACACCACAAUCAAACGCUAUCUUAAAACACCUUGUGGGGAUAAUUUUAGAGGAGAGGCAAACGAUAACCACUUGCUUCACUCGGUCAAGUGUGCAAUAUUGACUUCCUUGCGUAGGAUGUAUCCAGCUGGUUUCAUGGUUAGUGGGAAAACAUAUAAAAAGAAUAAGGAAAAGACGAAGAAACCAACAUCGUUUGCUUCCCUUCCGACGACUGGAAGGCGACUUCUCUGUAUCAUCAACUAUUCACGGUCAACGGAGCAGCAACCCGGUGUACCAUGGGGAAGCUGAAGCCCUCUUGCUCUACUGCUCUGCUCCUCUUCUCCGUUCUUCUUUUUUGCUUCCCCUCCUCCCAAGCCCAGCAAGAAUACUUGAACAACGCACAAUUGAACUGCGACGGCACCAAUGGCUCCUCCACCCUGGGCUACUCCUGCAACGGGCAACGCAACUCCUGUUCCACCUUCCUCACCUUCCGAUCCCAGACCUCGUACCAGUCCCCCGUCCAAAUCGGCCAGCUCCUCAACGUCAACGCCUCCAACGUCUCCACCAUCAACGGCGUCGCCGACGGCUCCCAGGUCCCUGUCUCCAACCUCGUCUUCGUCCCCAGCGCCUGCUCCUGCUCUGGCAAGUACUACCAGCACAACGCCUCCUACACUCUCAAAUCCACCGAUACGUACUUCAUCGUCGCCAACAACACCUACCAGGGCCUCUCCACCUGCCAGGCCCUGAUAGCCCAGAACCCCUACAACAGCCGGAACCUCCCCGUCGGCGAGAAGGUGGUCGUCCCCUUGCGCUGCGCCUGCCCCACCGCCAACCAGACCGCCAGCGGCUUCAAGUUCUUGCUCGCCUACUUGGUCGCCACGGGCGACGACGUUGACGCGAUAGCCCAGAGGUUCAACACCGACUCCCAGUCGAUUCUGGACGCGAAUGACUUGUCAUCCAGCUCCGUUAUCUAUCCCUUCACCACGCUGUUGGUGCCCCUCAAGACCGAGCCCACCAAGGAGGGGCUCGUGAACCCGCCUCCGCCGCCUUCCCCGCCUCCGCCGACUUCCCCUGGCGCGACCAGCGACAAGGGCAGCUCUAACAAGAAAUGGAUAGGCAUCGGAAUCGGAAUCGGAGUCGGUGUUUUAGCCAUUUGUGGAGUUCUGGUUUGGUUCUUGUGCUGGCGCCGCCGCCGUGAACGCCAGCCAAUCCCUCAAGGUCCCAAGAUCGCCGGGUCCCCGUCGGAUGCUUUGGUUUCUAGCGAGAUCCGCAGCGUCAUCGGGUCGCUGACGUUGUAUAAGUUCCAAGAACUGGAGAGGGCCACCGGGUCUUUCGGGGAAGAUCACAGGAUCAAAGGAUCCGUUUACCGGGCUGUCAUCAACGGAGACAAUGCAGCGGUGAAGAGGCUGAAAGGUGAUGUGUCGAAUGAGAUCGAUAUAUUGAAGCACGUCAAUCAUUCCAACGUGGUCAGGCUGUCCGGUUUCUGCCUCCACGGAGGGAACACUUACCUUGUCUAUGAGUUCGCCGAGAGGGGAUCUCUCAGUGACUGGCUUCAUCGGAAGAGGGAUUGGAGUGUUUCGAGUCAUCUCGGCUGGCGGCAGAGGGUUCAGAUUGCUCACGAUGUCGCUGAUGGGCUCAAUUAUCUGCACAAUUACACGAGCCCGCCGUAUGUCCACAAGAACUUGAAGAGCAGCAGCAUCCUCCUCGACAGGGAGUUCAGAGCGAAGCUCUCCAACUUCGGGCUGGCAAGGCCGGUGGAGGAUUCGGGAGGCCCGCUCCUCACGAGGCAUGUUGUUGGUACUCAGGGUUACUUGGCGCCGGAGUAUCUAGAGCAUGGGCUCAUUACCCCUAAGAUCGAUGUUUUCGCAUUCGGAGUGGUCAUGUUGGAGUUGCUGUCAGGUAAGGAAGCUACCUUCGCCAAGGAAGGUGAUGAGAAAAAGGAGGUGCUGCUGUGGUCGUUGAUAGGGGAAGUUCUCAGCGGAGAAGAUGUGAGGAGCAAGUUGAGGAGUUUUGUCGAUCCUUAUCUACAGAAUGAUUAUCCCUUUGAUCUAGCAUUUGCUGUGGCUGAGUUGGCAAUGCGCUGCGUCACAUGCGACCCUGCAUCUCGCCCAAGCAUGACUGAGGUCUUUCUGUCCCUGGCAGCAGUUUAUAAUUCUACUUUGGAUUGGGAUCCAUCAGACUUUACUACAAACUCUGGCUCAAUAGUCAAUGGAUAGUAAACAGCUGCCCUACUCUUCAAAUGUGUAUCAUCUAUGUGUAACAUCUGGAGAAUUUCUUGAAAGAAAGUUUCGUUGCUUUAACGUCAAAUUGAUCUCUAUUUGUCUCUUUCGCCAUCUGAAAUUAUCCUAAGGUGAAACUUUUAUUAUGGAUCAAGUCCUGGAGUUGCUCCUAGCUCAGGAAGUAGAUAUAAGAGCUAUCCUUUCGCUAUUAUGCAAGUACCAUCUGAUAUGUAUGCAGUAAAGGAUGAGAUCGGGUUAGCAGGUUGAUGAUAAUGAGGUUGCAAGAUGAUCGCAUAAGGUAAAUUCAAGCUCUGGUUGAAUAAAAACUUCCAUGACAAGUGACUAUUGUGGGUUCUGGAUGCUUUUGGUACAGAACUAGGGGUACCCUUGUCGGUGCUAGUUUUCUCAAGUCAUGCCCAUCAAAGUAGUUGGGUAUCUUUCUGAAUGUCCUGUGUUGAAGUUUCUGCCAUAGGAUUCUCUUACGAAUAUGUAUGGGUUUGUCUGCAAUGGUUACGACCUGCAACUGAACCUUUUUAUUACGAUUGCAUGGGAAAUUAAUUCUCCUCUUUGAAAAUUUCCACCUUCUGCCUGUUUCUGAUUGGCUGUUGAAUGGCGCUCCUUUUGCAUGAGAGUUUGGAAAACACUCGCAAUUAAUUAUUUCAAGCAUCCGUGUGCGGUAUUCAGGAAUCUUAUUAUGGUCCUGUCAUGAGAAGUUUUCCUGACAGCAUGGAGACACUGAUCCUGAAAGUUUCUGCUUAAUUGUCUGGCUGCUGAAUCAGAAUGGAGCAAGGUUCAAGCUCUGCUUGGAUAAAAUAAUUUUGAUCAUAGUUAGAGGUCCAUUCUGCGCGUCUUCACCAGCAGUUCCCGGGAUGAUAGAUUGAGAGAACAUUCAAUGGCAGACCCUUUUAGCCUAUGUCUAUGGCAAUACUCGAACUGUCACAAUUAUCGGAUUUUCCAAGCUGUUUCUCAGCACACAGAUUGCAUCUACCACAGAGCACUGGUGCUUGCAAUGGAAUGUAACAAUCACAUUAGAUCUAGAUACAUAUCAGAUGCUAAAUAAGGAUAUUAGCUCAUUCUUCCUAGUGUUUUAGUCAAGGAUAUCAGCUCCAUUACUGAAACAGUACAGAUUGGUUCAUUGAAUCUUCUGUUUCCUCUUGACUGACUUCUGGGUUUGAUUACUAAUAGUCCAAUCUUUUCUUA